Messenger RNA from Nannizzia gypsea CBS 118893, 771 nucleotides. RefSeq names its product FunK1 protein kinase. The coding region runs from base 1 to 771 and encodes 256 amino acids. The record is from RefSeq and is a predicted model, not a curated record. Lineage: Eukaryota; Fungi; Ascomycota; Eurotiomycetes; Onygenales; Arthrodermataceae. The transcript has 2 exons.
AUGUCGCCCUCCAGAUCUGAGAUCAUAAAUAGCCACCCGAUCGGGGACCGGCUAGAUGAGUUCCACGAUCUAUAUAGCAUCUGUCAGUCACUAUUCGUGCCUACGUUAACAGAUGAAAGCGCCCAUGGCUCGGACAUUAAGACGAGGGUGUUCAAUUUUAUUAUCGCCUUUACAACUCUUCCUGCUUGUCAUCAGUUGCCUUCUACUAAGAGAUCCGGUGCUCUUUACUUAGACCUUUUUCAGCUUGCCGCUAACUUUGAGAUUAUACCCCUUCUACCUAAUAACCUUAUGAUUAACGAGGACAAGGAGAGCGUGUCCUGGAGGGCUUUUAUUAUUGAUAUGGACCUUGCUAUUAAAGAAGAUCGAGAAGAUAUUUCAGGAGCACGAACGAUUGGAGUUCUUCUAGAUGAACAACACUCCUUUAUGCACGAUCUUGAAUCAUUCUUCUGGGUCUUAUUCUGGAUAUGUAUUCAUUAUGAGGGGCCUAGAAAGGGUCGAGUUGUCAAAGACUACGACGAGUGGAAUUAUAUGAGUACAGAGAAGUUGGCGAAGGUGAAAGUAGGAACUGUGGAUGAGGCGAUCUUCAUGAGAACCAUUUCAGCCAACUUUACGCCCUACUAUGAGCCACUGAUUCCCCAUGUUAACAGACUACGGAGGGAGGUAUUCCCAGCAGAUAAACCCUGGAGGAAAGAAGACAUAGGACUGUAUUCUAGGAUGAAGAAAGUCCUACGGGAUGCACAAGCAGACCCAGCGGUGCUUGAGAUAUUAUGA